Messenger RNA from Branchiostoma floridae (Florida lancelet), 354 nucleotides. RefSeq names its product kelch-like protein 18. Bases 88 to 354 code for a protein of 88 amino acids. The record is from RefSeq and is a predicted model, not a curated record. The transcript is spliced from 3 exons. Lineage: Eukaryota; Metazoa; Chordata; Leptocardii; Amphioxiformes; Branchiostomatidae.
CAUGUGUCCCUGGACAAAGUGCAGCCCCUGUACCAGGCAGCCGACCUCCUCCAACUGGACUAUGUGAGAGACACCUGCAGCAGCUACAUGGCCAUGAACGUGGAGCGCUCAACCUGUGUGGACCUGUACAAGUUUGCUGAUGUCUUCUCUGUGGACAUUGUCCGCAAUGCUUGUUUCCAGUUGAUCCAUAGAAACUUUGUUGAGGUUGCCACCAGUGAGGAGUUUUGCAGCCUGAGUGUGAAUCAACUGACUGAGAUCAUCAGCCACGAUGAGCUGGAUGUUAAAGAGGAGACAACAGUGUGGGAGGCUGUGGUGAGAUGGGUGCAGCACAGCAGGGAGGACUGGUGCCGUUAA